Sordaria macrospora k-hell is the source of this 1587-nucleotide messenger RNA. RefSeq lists its product as uncharacterized. Lineage: Eukaryota; Fungi; Ascomycota; Sordariomycetes; Sordariales; Sordariaceae. The record is from RefSeq and is a predicted model, not a curated record.
AUGGCUCCUCAGAAAGCGGACCCCGAAGAAUACGAGUGGAACCAACCCUACUCAGUCCACAAGCGUAUUUAUUAUCAAUUAGAUCACUUCUCAAGAGUUAUGGCGUCCAGGGGAAUACACCCUAGGCAAUUUCUUCCGAACAUUCCCGAACGCCUCACCGCGCUGGUCUACUGCGGCACUGCGCACCUGCGACACAAGCUAGGCUCCCUAACAUGGGGUCCGGCCGUCCAGUUUGCCAAGGCCAUGGCCCAAACCACGUUCGCUUCCCUCGAAGUCGGCACAUUCCUUCUCGUCGACCAAGUGUCAGCGGAGAUUCAUGUGUACGGCGACACACUCGGCGCUGGGCCUGGCGAGCUUGGCAACUUUGUCCUCUGUCGCCGCUAUUCUGCCCAACCCAUUCACGAGCGCAAGGCUACCGAUCUUCCUGGUGUGGAGUUGGUUGUGCUGGACGAUGCGUUCUGGGUGCGACUGCUUCUGUUCACAGACAUGGGCUUCGCAGAGUCGUACAUGUUAGGCGAGUUCGAGUGUGAUGACCUGACGUGCUUCUUCCAGAUGUUCAUCUUGAACCGUGAACAGCUGAACAACGGCACGACUUGGUUCUCGGGAUUAUUCUCGCACCUCACUGGUCUAGCUCGCGUGGCAAACACCAUGGAUAACGCUCGCCUGAACAUCGUUCGGCAUUACGACAUCAGCAACGAUAUGUUUGCUGCUUUUCUGUCGCCAGAUAUGAUGUACUCGUGUCCGAUUUGGAAGCACUUGACCGACAGUGACCCCCAACAGGAGGAGAGCCUGGAGGAUGCUCAGAUGAACAAGAUCAACUAUUUCAUCGAAGCAGCCAAGAUCAAGCCAACCGACCAUGUCCUGGAAAUUGGAACCGGCUGGGGCACCAUGGCCAUUGAAGCCGUGCGCAAGACAGGCUGCCGCGUCACGACUAUAACGUUGUCACAGGAGCAGAAGAUCUAUGCCGAGAAGAGGAUUCGGGAAGCCGGCUUCUCGGACAAUAUUGAAGUGCAUCUGUUGGACUACCGACUUCUGCCUGAUCGGAAGGUUCCCUACGACAAGAUCAUCUCUUGCGAAAUGAUCGAAGCCGUCGGCGAGAAGUUUUUGCCCACGUAUUUCUCGCGCAUUGACAAGCUGCUGAAGAAAGACGGAGGGAUUGCCGUGUUCCAGAGCAUCACGAUGCCAGAGGGACGACACAAAGGCUAUUCGAAGCGUGAAGACUUCAUUAACCACUACAUCUUCCCUGGAGGAUACCUCCCAUCCGUCACGCAGUUGAUCAACCACAUCACGAACGAGUCUAACGGCACGCUCAUUGUCGAGAAGCUUGAGAACAUCGGCUCACAUUACGUCAAGACGUUGAGAUUGUGGAGAGAGGCCUUUAUGGACAAGUUUGACAGCGUCAUCGCGCCGGCCUUGAAGCAGAAGCGUCCGCAUAUGACGGAGGAGGAUGUUGAAGUGUUUCGGAGGAUGUGGGAGUACUACUUUGCGUAUAGUGAGGCCGGUUUCCUGACCAAGACUUUGGGAGAUGUGAUUAUCACGGUUGGAAGGGAGGGCGCGCUUGAGAUGAUGGAGGGUAUUCCGUUGUGA